Cyprinodon variegatus (sheepshead minnow) is the source of this 855-nucleotide messenger RNA. RefSeq names its product cytochrome c oxidase assembly factor 3 homolog, mitochondrial. Gene Ontology annotation, cellular component: mitochondrial inner membrane. Bases 64 to 363 code for a protein of 99 amino acids. The record is from RefSeq and is a predicted model, not a curated record. The transcript is spliced from 2 exons. Gene Ontology annotation, biological process: mitochondrial respiratory chain complex IV assembly. NCBI's taxonomy places the organism in Eukaryota, Metazoa, Chordata, Actinopteri, Cyprinodontiformes, Cyprinodontidae.
AGAUGGUUUGAAAUCAGUGGAAGUAGUUUCACGCCGGAUCCUGAAGUUCCAAGGACCGCAGACAUGGCUGACAAGAAACCUUCAAAGUCUGAUGCUCCGUUCGCCACAAGGAUAGACCCAACUAAAGAGAGCCUUUCUCAGGAACAGAUGCAUUUUAUCAGGCAGGUAGAGCUGGAGCAGUGGAAGAGGAGAUCAUCAAAACUCCGAACGCGGAACGUUGCCACGGGACUUGCUAUAGGAGCGCUGGUUUUGGGCAUUUAUGGCUACACGUUCUUCUCAGUCUCCCAGGAGCGGAUCAUGGACGAGAUCGAUGAAGAGGCCAAGCGUGCCAGACUGCAGGGACCAAAGACUGGAGCCAACUGAGGCGAGAAGGCUGCCAGCCUCUCUUUGGACUCUUUGUUCUGUCCUGCACUUACACCAGGAGAGGACAGUUGAUACCACUGAGUCAUAUUCCAUGCCUGGCUGCUGUUGUUUUUUUUUAUUAUUUCAGACAGGACUAUUUGUCUUGAUGAUUGGUAUUAAAGGGUGGUUGUUUUGAUUUGUCUUGAGCUCUUUUGAGCUGCUUUUCAGUGGAACAGAUUAAUCCACUGAUCUCAGUGUGGCCUUUCGAUGCUGCAUGGAAAGCCUCGAUGGCAUAUGUCCAGCUCUGAUCAUGUAAUUACACUAUCUUAUGGAAAAACAACAGAAGAGGCUGUUAAAGGUAAAACAACAGUGGCCUUGAAGGAAAAAAGGAUGCUAGUGACACUGAAAAGACAUGAAUCAGCGUGAUAAAAUGUUAUUUAUGUUGAUAAAAUGUUUGUACUGAACAAAUCUAAUGUACUAGACCCAAAAUAAUAAAUGUAAAAGUCAUCCUUG